This is a messenger RNA of Pectinophora gossypiella (pink bollworm), 1644 nucleotides long. It is a transcript of the gene carmine, whose product is annotated as AP-3 complex subunit mu-1. The transcript is spliced from 10 exons. Gene Ontology annotation, biological process: endocytosis; intracellular protein transport. The record is from RefSeq and is a predicted model, not a curated record. Gene Ontology annotation, cellular component: cytoplasmic vesicle; clathrin adaptor complex. NCBI's taxonomy places the organism in Eukaryota, Metazoa, Arthropoda, Insecta, Lepidoptera, Gelechiidae. The coding region runs from base 235 to 1485 and encodes 416 amino acids.
UACGUCAGACAUGGCUGUAUGGGCAUAGUUCCCUUUGCCUUACCCUUCGGGGAAAACCAACUAAAAAAAAAUAAAAAUCACUCCUCGUACAUUCAUAAAUUCAUUUCCAUUUAUUUCAUUCACUCACACUUGUGUCAUCUGUCACUGGCAUUGAUGUCACCAUAAAAGCUUUCUGUUUUUUGAAAGUGCAAAAAUAAUUAUAAAUACAACACACAAGUGUCUUUAAACGAUAACAUGAUACAUAGUUUAUUUAUUAUAAACCCCUCUGGGGAUGUUUUUCUAGAGAAACACUGGAGAAGUGUUAUUCCCAGAUCUGUGUGUGACUACUAUUUGGAAGCACAAAGAGCAUCACCUAACGAUGUGCCCCCAGUGUUGGCCGCUCCCCACCACUAUCUAAUAUCCAUACAAAGAGGGGGAGUAGCCCUCGUGGCAGCAUGUAAACAGGAAGUUGCCCCUCUAUUUGUUAUAGAGUUCUUGCACAGAGUUGUAGACACAUUCAAGGAUUAUUUCUCAGACUGUACAGAAAGUAUUAUAAAAGAAAAUUAUGUAGUUGUAUAUGAGCUUCUAGAUGAAAUGCUGGACAAUGGGUUCCCACUCGCCACAGAGAGUAACAUCUUGAAGGAACUGAUUAAACCACCAAAUAUAUUGAGAACCAUUGCAAAUACCGUCACUGGAAAGUCAAAUGUAUCAUCCAUUCUGCCGUCCGGUCAGCUGUCGAACGUGCCGUGGCGGCGCUCCGGGGUGAAGUAUGCCAACAACGAGGCUUACUUCGACGUCAUUGAAGAAGUCGACGCCAUUAUCGACAAGAGCGGCGCCACUGUCUCCGCUGAGAUUCAGGGAUAUAUUGAUUGCUGUAUAAUACUGAGUGGAAUGCCAGAUCUGACCCUAACGUUUGUCAACCCGCGGCUCUUCGACGACGUCUCAUUCCAUCCUUGCGUACGAUUUAAACGAUGGGAGGCUGAGCGGAUAUUAUCGUUCAUUCCGCCCGACGGCAAUUUCCGUCUGAUGUCAUACCACAUUGGGUCACAGAGCGUGGUGGCGAUACCCAUAUACGUGCGACACAGUCUCUUGUUGAAGUCCAACGGAGACCAGGGACGAUUAGAUUUAACUGUGGGCCCGAAGCAGACUAUGGGAAGAGUGUUAGAGAAUGUGGCACUAGAGAUUUGUAUGCCAAAAUGCGUGUUGAAUUGCUCUCUGACGGCAAACCAGGGGAAAUAUUCUUACGAUCCAGUCAGUAAGGUGCUGCUUUGGGACAUUGGAAGGAUAGAGCUCCCGAAACUACCUAACAUUAGAGGAUCGGUAUCCGUAACGUCAGGCGCGGACACUACAGGCGCGAACCCAAGUAUCAACGUACACUUCACGAUCCCACAACUAGCGGUGAGCGGUCUACGAGUCAGCCGCCUGGACAUGUACGGAGCCAAGUAUAAGCCCUUCAAGGGCGUCAAGUAUAUCACCAAGGCUGGCAAAUUCCACGUCAGAAUGUGAUGCGACGACGGCCCCUGGACAGGCCUAGAGUCCCCACACCAACCAAUGUAAAACGGACUGUUAUACUUCAAUCUCUUUAUUCAAAUGUAUAGUCACAGUUUAUCUUAAGAAUGUCUCAAUUGAAAUGUUUUAAUAUAAUAUUAAAAAGUUAUAAGUAUA